This is a messenger RNA of Ahaetulla prasina, 2569 nucleotides long. RefSeq names its product potassium channel tetramerization domain containing 6 (gene KCTD6). The record is from RefSeq and is a predicted model, not a curated record. Lineage: Eukaryota; Metazoa; Chordata; Lepidosauria; Squamata; Colubridae. Gene Ontology annotation, biological process: protein homooligomerization. Gene Ontology annotation, molecular function: protein binding. The transcript has 3 exons. Bases 426 to 1139 code for a protein of 237 amino acids.
UCUCUCUCUCUUCAACAAAGGCCUGGCGAGGCUCGGGGUCGCCAAAAACGCAUCGGCAGCCUUGCCUCUGGGGCUCGCCGCUACCCAGCCUUUCCAGCCAGUUUCCCCCGCUUCUCCUUUUCCCUCGUCGCUCAAGCCGGAGCGAGCAGGCUCCGGGGGGCUAGGUCUAAGGAGGAGGAGGAGGAGAAGGCGGCGCCGGGGAGGAGCCAGACACGCAGGCGGAUUCAGGCUCGGUUGUGUUCGUACCAACCGGCCUCUCCUGCGCCCGAGCAGCGGCGGAGAGAGCGAGCGAGCGCGCGCGGGAAGAGACGGAUGGAGCUCGCGGAACGCCACAAUCCCCGGGGUAAGAGUAAGUGGUGAAUUCUACAUCUUUUCAAAAACACCAGAACCAAAUCCAGAUUUGUGUAGACCGUGCAUUGGAACAGAUGGAUAAUGGAGACUGGGGAUAUAUAAUGACUGAGCCGGUCACUCUAAAUGUGGGUGGACACUUGUAUACGACAUCGCUUACAACUCUCACGAGAUAUCCUGAUUCGAUGUUGGGGGCCAUGUUCAGGGGCGAUUUCCCAACUGCCAGAGACUCUCAGGGCAACUACUUCAUUGACCGUGAUGGGCCUCUUUUCCGGUACAUUCUCAACUUUUUACGAACCUCAGAGCUAACUCUACCUUUGGAUUUUAAGGAAUUCGAUCUGCUUCGGAAAGAGGCAGAUUUUUACCAGAUUGAACCCUUAAUACAAUGCCUGAAUGAUCCUAAACCUUUGUAUUCCGUGGAUACUUUUGAAGAGGUAGUAGAGUUGUCCAGUACACGCAAACUAUCAAAGUACUCCAACCCGGUGGCAGUGAUCAUCACACAGCUAACCAUCACAACCAAGGUCCACUCAUUGCUGGAAGGCAUUUCCAACUAUUUCACCAAGUGGAAUAAGCAUAUGAUGGACACCAGGGACUGCCAAGUUUCUUUCACAUUUGGGCCCUGCGAUUACCACCAAGAAGUCUCUCUCAGGGUCCACCUGAUGGAGUAUAUAACAAAGCAAGGCUUCACCAUCCGAAACACGAGGGUCCACCACAUGAGUGAACGAGCCAAUGAAAACACAGUUGAGCAUAACUGGACUUUCUGCAGGCUGGCGCGGAAAACGGAUGAUUGAUUUUCUGUUCGUUCUCUUGUUUUUAAUUUUCCAGAAGAUGACCCAGCAUCCUCAGAACAUAUUAGGAAAUGGGUCUGGCUUUGCCUAAAACAGUACUGGAGGCUUCCUGUUCUUAUUUUGCUAUGGAUAUUUAUUAUUGGUUUUUAAAGACUGCAGAGUGGACAUGUGCUGGACUCUUCUGUCUUUUGUCUUGUGAGAAACGUAUGCAUGUGGUUGCUCUAAUAUUAUGACUUUUUUAAAAAACAAAGGAUAAACAAGGGGGCAUCCUUUUUUUAAAAAAAAAUGGCAGAUGAUCACAUUAUAACAUUUUUGUUUUAUUACGGUCAUUGGCCACAAUAUAGAAUGAUAAAAAUCAGCCUCCGGGUUCAAACUAUGUUUAAUCCAUUUCCUUAUUAAUACAACAUCUGGUAACAAGAGUUAAAGAGUUAAAUAACAAGUUAAAGCGGUGGGGGGGGGAAUUCUUUCUAGAUUGCCCCCAGAAAUGGCUAUGGUGCUUUUGGAGAUAAAAUAUUACCAUCAUGUAAUCUAACCUUGUUUUUCCUUAAUCGGUGAGCAAACAGUAUUAUAAAAAUUUAGUUACCAACAAACCUCCAUUGCUUUUAUUUUCCAAAAUGCAGCAUUUUGCAGUUAUUGCAACUGUUCCUUUCUAUGCAUUAUAAAUUAAGCAACCAAAUAUUAUAUCUGCAGCUAGGAAAGUACAAUUAUAAGUAUUUAUAUUGGAUUCUGAAUGCAAAUCCAUCCUGUGGUAGAUGUCCUUAUUUUUUAAUGCCAUGUGCAAUAUUAUUUCCAAAUGUAAUGCUUUUCAACAAAACGCUAAUAAAACACAGUCUGGAAAUUAUAUUUGCAAGCUGUUUGUUCCUACCUAUUUUCCUACUUAUUUGUUUUAUAAUCUAGGACACGUAAGAAUGGCAAAGGAAAGAACAUUUAAAAUAGGGACAGAACUUAAAAUUAUUGGCUAGGCUUUUCAAAGCAUUUGUAAAGGGAAGUAGGCUGGACAAUGCAAAUGACAUUUUCUUAGAAUAGGAACCAAUAUGCUGUACCUCCUGUUCUGCUCUCUGCCCCAUCUGAUAAUUAAAUGAGAAGUUGGCAUGCUAUACAGAGCCUUAUUCUCUAGUGUAGCGUUUGUUCCCUAGGUGGGGGCCUUUGGCCUCAUGUAAGGCGUUCUUAGAAAAUGAAGUGGGUUGGGGUUCAGGGAGCAGAAACUGGUUGCAGAAGCAACUUCAUUAUUUUGGUUCUGAUAAAUUGCAUUUUUGCCUAUGCUGUUUAGAGCAAUUGUUGCAUGUGUAAUUUCCAUGGCAAUCCUUUGUUGACAAUCUCCUCAACAUGAUCUCAAAAUUCCAAGGAUCCCUUCAGAUACAGCAGUGCUUCUCAAAUAGUGGGGCGGGCCCCCCAGGGGGGGUGCGAGGCUCCGUAAAGGGGGGCGCGUUUGA